Aspergillus terreus NIH2624 is the source of this 939-nucleotide messenger RNA. RefSeq names its product rRNA-binding ribosome biosynthesis protein UTP23. The coding region runs from base 1 to 939 and encodes 312 amino acids. Gene Ontology annotation, cellular component: small-subunit processome; nucleolus. The record is from RefSeq and is a predicted model, not a curated record. Gene Ontology annotation, molecular function: small ribosomal subunit rRNA binding. Lineage: Eukaryota; Fungi; Ascomycota; Eurotiomycetes; Eurotiales; Aspergillaceae. The transcript is spliced from 3 exons.
AUGAGAGCCAAGCGUUCAAAGAAGUACCGCAAGCUCAUGCACCAGUAUGAGCUGGCCUUUGGGUUCCGCGAGCCCUACCAAGUCCUCGUGGACUCGAACUUCCUGCACGCAGUGCACUCCUUCAAGAUGGACCUGAUCCCAGCGCUGGAACGCACGCUCCAAGGCAAAGUGAAGCCUCUCCUCACAAAAUGCUCCCUCGCAGCCAUCAUGGCCUCGCAACCCACAAACCCACGCACCAACAACCCCGUCCGACCCGCCCACCUCCCGCCCCCGACAACCCUCCCGCUCCGCCACUGCUCGCACAACGACACCGACGCCCCCAUCGACGAAACCACCUGUCUGCUCUCGCUGCUCUCGCCCUCGCCGGACGUCAAGCGCAACAAGGAACACUACAUCCUCGCCACCGCCGACCCGCCCAUGCCCAAAGACGCCACGUCCGCGGCGGCGUCCGCCGCAGGCCGAAAGCGCAAGCGCGGCGACGCAGAGGUGCAGGCGGAGGCGGCGCUGCGCCGGGCCAAGACGCUGCGCGCCAGCGCGCGCACUAUCCCCGGCGUGCCGAUCGUGUAUGUCAAGCGGUCGGUGAUGAUUCUGGAGCCGAUGAGUGCGCUUUCGGAGGGGCUGCGCGAGGGGUACGAGAUGGGGAAGUUCCGGGCUGGGCUGAAUGAUGAGACGAGUGCUAAGCCUGCGGAGGGGGAGGUGAAGAAGAAGAAGGCCAAGAAGGUUAAGGGGCCGAAUCCGUUGAGUGUUAAGAAGCCCAAGAAGCGGGCGGCUGAGAAGCCGUCGGAGAAGAAGAAGGAUGCCGCGUCGGGGGAUGCAGAGAAUGCUGGUGAGGGCGAUGAGGCGGCGCCGAAGCCCAAGAGACGGCGGAGACAUCAUCGGUCGAAGCAGGAGGGUACGGGGCCAGGGUCUGAGGAGGCUCCUGCGCCGGCGGAGGAGUGA